Molecule: messenger RNA, 1947 nt
Organism: Saccostrea cuccullata (small rock oyster)
Lineage: Eukaryota; Metazoa; Mollusca; Bivalvia; Ostreida; Ostreidae
Exons: 1
Coding region: 1-1947 (648 amino acids)
Source: RefSeq, a predicted model, not a curated record
AUGCUAAACUUAAUGUUGUUUACUUACAGUGAUACAGCCAUACAACAUAUAUCAGAGUCGGUGUUUGUGGGUUUGUGUCAUAAACUGGGGACAUCACAACUGGUGGCCAUGAGAAGAGAUGUGGUGGACAUCAGUGAGAUGGUGAACAAUCAAGUGUACCCAAUUAAUGGGCGAAGGAAGAUGGAGAGUGGAAGUCAAAGGGAAGGAUUCAGACUGGAAGGAUCAGAUACCGACAUGAUGUACUGGCCAAAUAAUCACCGUGUGAUCUGGGAAUUAUCUCAGUCUCAGUAUUACAACACACACAGACAAACACUGAUCCUCUGUGACUGUUCUGAUAGUCCACCAGGAUUCACUUUGUUAUAUUUACUGUCACCAAGCAUGAACAGAGACAUCCAGAGAGCUUGUGUUAGAAUGUAUGACAGAUAUUAUAUAUCUAGUUCUGCAUACAGACAUAUGUUUUGUUCAAACCGCAUUCCACAUGGACCUUGUGCCAGUGCAAAAUUCUUAACAGUGGAAUUUGAUUUUGCCUACUGUUUAGCUUGUGACUUUUGGCCUCCAUCCGCUUCUUCUUGGAUAGACAGAUGUCAUUUGUGGCCCCAGCCUCAUGUUGUUGAAGAUGUAGUGAAAAAUGGAUGUCACUUUGUAGCAGUCGGACAUAAACUAGGAAAUUAUGAAGAACAUGAAUGGAGAAUUUCUUUCUCUCUGGCAGAACAAAAACUAGUGAACGCAAUGAAUCACUGUCAAUUCUUAACUUACGGCUUACUUAAACUAUUCUUAACAGAAGUAAUUAACAAUGGACUAGGUGAUGAUGAUAAAUUAUUGUGUUCCUAUCACAUGAAGACAACAGUUUUCUGGGUGAUUCAACAAAAUACUAUACCCCACUGGUGUCCACAAAAUCUCCUGGAGUGUUUCUGGGUCUGCUUCAAACUCAUCCUCAAAUGGGUGUAUGAAGGGGCCUGUCCUAACUUUUUCAUUCCAGAAAACAACAUGUUUCUGAGUAAAAUUCAUGGCGAAAAACAACGUCAACUAUUUCUUAGACUGUAUGGGUUGUAUGAGAGGGGUUUAGCAUUUCUGCUACACAGUCCCUCAAUUAGAUCUUGUAUUGUAAAUGUGCUACAUAACCCCAGACUCUCCAUUGGUACAGAUGAACAUACUCUGAUUGCUGAGCAUGAGUUUGAUAGAAACCUUUAUUGUGAAAUAGGAAGCAAUGAAAUAUUUUACUUUUUCAACAUACAGAUGUAUAUGAGGUGUCUACAUACAAUAGAACAGAUGAUACAUGUAGGUUCACCCCUAAUUACGCAGUAUAACGUCCCUAUGCUACAGAAACUUACAUCUACUCUCCUUCAUAAAACUGCUUUUAUAGUAUACAUGGAAACUUACACUCAUAAAAACAAACUGAGGUAUAGAGCUGACAGAAUCUCCUGUCAUAUGCUGAAAUUAGCAGCCAAAUUUGGUUUCAUUUCUGACAGGCUGUACAUAGCUAUGUAUUAUUACAAGACACUUAGAUACACGGAAGCUGUAUCUAUUUUAGAGAUGAUCGAGGACAUGCUAGCACGGCCAUAUACGAUGUACAUGUAUAACUUUAAUAUAGGUCCAGAGAUGUAUCCUGAGGCUGUAAGGGGACAGUCCUGGUCUCUAAAGAUGAGACAGACUGUAGCAUGGUCUAACAGACUUUACCAUGAAAUCCACUACAUCAGUGAAUUGAUACCAGAACAACAAUCUGCUCAACAGAAUAAGGAUUCUGCAUUAGAUAUCCCACCGUUUAUACUGCUCUACAUGCUAGAGAUCUUGUGCUACAAACAUGUAGACACAAUGAGAGCACAAGCAGCUCUAGAUGAUCUACAGACCCUAGUUCACUAUGAAGAGGGACGGAUUAUACCUUUAAUAUACAGAGACAUAUCAUGGCGGAUUCUGGAGAUCUGUCAGCAGGAGAUAGGGGAUAUUUAG